AUGGGAUCUUCACUCUUUUGGUUUGAUAAUUGGACAGGUUUGGGGGCUCUAUACUUCAAUGUACCUCAGGACUUUGGGAUAGAUGAAACAGUGCACAAUGUUUUUGAUGUGGUAGAAGGGGGAGCAUGGAAUGUGGACAGGUUAUUUGAGAUAUUACCAGAAGAUCUUGCAAUGCACAUUUUGGAGAAAAUAAAACCACCUUCAGUACCAAAUGUUGUUGAUGUACCAUACUGGAUGUUAGAGCCAAGGGGUUAUUUCAGUGUGAAGUCUGCAUGGAGAUAUUUGAGGAGAAGAGAAGACCCAAAGGUUGCUUUUAAGAUGAUAUGGGUAAAGGGAUUGCCAUUCAAAAUUGCUUUUUUUCAUGUGGAAAAUCCAAAAGAAGAAACAAUGCAGCACCUUUUCUUUCAAUCAGAUACAGCAAGAUUUGUCUGGAGAUAUUUUCUUUCAGGAGCUAGAAUCAGACAUCAGGGAUUAACAUUACAUCAAGCAAUCACUAAAUGCUGGACUGUAGAAGGUCUAGUGAAGGUGAGAAAACCAAGAAUUGAGAAUGUCCCACAUAGAUGGCAUGACCUUUUAGCUAUGAUGGAAAACUUCAUUCCUAAGUUGAAGGUGACUAAAGUGCAAUGGGAAUUUCCAAGUGCAGGAGGGUUGAAGGUGAAUACUGAUGGUGCUUCAAGGGGGAACCCAGGGAGAAGUGCAAUAGGUUACUGUAUUAAAGAUGAUCAAGGGGAUAUUGUGUUGGCAGUAGGGAAACAAAUACAUGAGACUACAAAUACUGUAGCAGAGGCAGUGGCAAUAGUAGAAGCACUGCAAUUUUGUAGAUCACAACAUAUGACACAAGUGUGCAUCCAAACUGACUCAAUGCUAAUGAAGAAAAUCAUUACUGGGGAAUGGAAACCUCCUUGGUGUAUAAUAGAGGAAGUAGAAGAAAUUAAUCAGCUGAUGGAGGGAACUAAUUGUGAGGUUUCUCACAUUUUCAGAGAGGGUAAUAAACUGGCUGAUCACCUGGCUAAUUAUGCACUUGAUUUUGGGGAUAUUGAAUGCCAUGAGUUUGGGGAACUUGAUUCAUUUGGCAGGAGAAUAGUCAAUGAAGACAAGCUGCAAUGUCCACACCUAAGGGUACAGUCUUGGCAAAGCAUUUGGAGCAGUAAAGCAGCAUUUUCGAUUAGAACAUCAACAUGCAACAUGAAUGAGGAAAAGCAGGGCAAUCUACUGGUCAAUAGCAGCAUAUACAGAACUACGCAACCUAUUCUCUACCAUCGUAGCACAUGCAGCAGACAAACUCGAUUAUAUUCAGGCGCAAAGGCAUCACAAUCACAUGUAGCAGUUCAUAUCAGCUGGUUUAAGGAGAACAUUAAGCAACAAAGUAGUGAUUCAAUUUGGGAAGUUGACAAAACUGGAGCAAAAAUGAAGUUCAAAGGAGACACCUGGGCAAUCGUUAGGUCCUAUGUUUGA
Nicotiana attenuata is the source of this 1455-nucleotide messenger RNA. RefSeq lists its product as uncharacterized. Bases 1 to 1455 code for a protein of 484 amino acids. Lineage: Eukaryota; Viridiplantae; Streptophyta; Magnoliopsida; Solanales; Solanaceae. The record is from RefSeq and is a predicted model, not a curated record. Gene Ontology annotation, molecular function: nucleic acid binding; RNA-DNA hybrid ribonuclease activity. The transcript has 5 exons.